UGCCUUUGAAGGGCUGCUGACAGGGCAGAGCCACUUCCCUGCCAGGUUGGGCUGGGGCCUGUAGGGCUCCAAUUGAGACUGGGCAUUCCUGUCAUACUGGUACCAGGAGGUUGCGAGAGGCCUGGCUGAUUUGGGGCAGUUGGCUCCUCAGUUUAUCGCUGCUCUGGGCCGCAGGCUCUGGUUUCCUUCAGCUCAGCCCUGACAGCAUGCUCUCCUGGUGCCUUCUCCUCCCAGGCAGGGCUGGUUGGAGCAGGCCCCGGGUGGGCAUCUGGGAUGUCGGGGAUCUGAGGCUGGCAGCGUGAGUGUGUCAGGGCUCCAGUAUAGGCUUAAGGUGCCUGGUUUCCAGGACGGGUGGCAGUUCUCAGUGGGCAUGGACUUGGGUGGAGUGGAGGCGGCAGCUGGGCGGAACUAGGGAGGAGCUCCAGCCAGCCGGGACACCCGGCUCCAGUUUAAAAGCCAGUAGUCGGUGCUCGUGUGGCCACUGCUCCAUCAUUCCUGCUCCUGAGGACUCAGCCUCAUGGCUCUGGCAAAGGUCUCUGGGACCUGCCUCCUCCUUGUGCGUGUCUUGCAGGCCCAUGGCCUGCCCUCCAAGGACCUGAUGAGCCCCUCUGACUGCUACGUGACUCUGUGGCUGCCCACCGCCUCCAGCCACAGACUGCAGACACGCACUGUCAAGAACAGCAGAAACCCGGUCUGGAACCAGACCUUUCGCUUCCGAAUCCACACCCAACUCAAGAAUGUCCUGGAACUGACAGUCUUUGACCAAGACCUGUGGACCAAGGAUGACCCGGUGUUGUCAGUGUUGUUUGACACAGGGACCCUGCGAGCCGGGGAGUUCCAGCGCCAGAGCUUCUCCCUGAGCACUGAGGGUGAGAUGCGUCUGGAAGUGGAAUUUCGACUGCAGAGCCUGACAGACUGUGCAGAGCAUCUGGUUAGCAAUGGCAUCCUGGUGGCCCGGGAGCUCUCCCGCGUGCACAUUCAGCUGGAAGAAAUGGGGCACCGGGAAGGGUCAGAAAGCAAAGUUCAGCUUGUGGUCCCGGGGGCCUGUGAGGGUCCACAGGAGGCCUCUGUGGGCACUGGCUCUUUCUGCUUCCACUGCCUGGGCUCCUGGGAGCAAGAGCUGAAUAUUCACCUGAAGGAUGACCCCCAAGAGCAACUAAAGGUGCCGCUGCAGGCCCUGCCUUCUGGCCAGCUGGUGAGGCUGGUCUUCCCCACAUCCCAGGAACCCAUGCUGAGGGUGGAACUGAAGAAAGAAGAAGGCCCAAGGGAGCUGACUGUGCGGCUGGGCAGUGGGCCCUGCACCAAGGAGCAGGCCUUCCUGAGCAGGAGGAAACAGGUGGUGGCCAAGGCCCUGAAGCAGGCCCUGCAGCUGGACAGAGACCUGCAGGAGGAUGAGGUCCCAGUAGUAGCCAUUAUGGCCACAGGCGGUGGGAGCCGGGCAAUGACAUCCCUGUACGGACAGCUGGCUGGUCUGAAGGAGCUGGGCCUCCUGGACUGUGUCUCCUACAUCACAGGGGCCUCAGGCUCCACCUGGGCCUUGGCCAACCUCUACGAGGACCCAGAGUGGUCUCAGAAGGACCUGGCAGGGCCCACCGAGUUGCUGAAGACACAGGUGACCAAGAGCAAGCUGGGCGUGCUGGCUCCUAGCAAACUGUGGCAGUACCAGCAGGAGCUGGCUGAGCGCACCCGCCUAGGCCACCCCACCUGCUUCACCGAUCUGUGGGCCCUCGUCAAUGAGGCACUGCUGCAUGAUGAGCCCCACAACCACAGGCUCUCAGACCAGCGGGGGGCCCUGACUCGUGGCCAGAACCCUCUGCCCAUCUACUGUGCCCUCAACACCAAGGAGCAGAGCCUGACCACCUUUGAGUUUGGAGAGUGGGUCGAGUUCUCCCCCUACGAGGUUGGCCUCCCCAAGUACGGGGCCUUCAUCCCCGCUGAGCUUUUCGGCUCCGAGUUCUUCAUGGGCCGGCUGGUGAAACGGCUCCCGGAAUCCCGCAUCUGCUUCCUGGAAGGUAUCUGGAGCAACCUGUACGCAGCCAGUCUCCGGGACAGCUUGUACUGGUCCUCAGACCCUACCCAGUUCUGGGACCGCUGGGCCCAGGACCGGGCCAACCUGGACAAGGAGCAGGUUCCCCAUUCAAAGACGGAAGAGCCGCCCCCGGCAGCUGGCCAGAUCGCCGAGUUCUUCAGCAGCCUUCUCAGCAGGCGCCCACUUGUCCAGGCGACCCACAACUUUCUCCGUGGCCUGCAUUUCCACAAGGACUACUUCCACCAUCCCCACUUCUCUGCCUGGAAAGCUACCAAACUGGAUGGGCGCCCCAACCAGCUGACACCCAUGGAGCCUCACCUUUGCCUGCUGGACGUCGGCUACCUCAUCAACACCAGCUGCCUGCCCCUCCUGCAGCCCACCCGGGAUGUGGACCUCAUCCUGUCGCUGGACUACAACCUCCAGGGAGCCUUCCAGCAGCUACAGCUCCUGGGCCGCUUCUGCCAGGAGCAGGGGAUUCCGUUCCCUCCCAUUUCACCCAGCCUGGAGGAGCAGAGCCACCCUCAGGAGUGCCACACCUUCUGCGACCCUACCCAGCCUGAAGCCCCUGCCGUGCUCCACUUCCCUCUGGUCAACAACUCCUUCCGGGAGCACUCGGCCCCUGGGGUGCAGCGGACACCUGAGGAGCAGGCGGCUGGGGAGGUGGAACUGUCUUCUACCAGCUCCCCAUACCACUACUCCAAGGUGACCUACAGUCCUGAGGACACAGACAGGCUACUGCACCUGACGCAUUACAACAUCUGCAACAACCGGCAGCAGCUGCUGGAGGCCCUGCGCCAGGCUGUGCAGCGGCGGCAGCUGCGGAGGCCCCAGUGAGAGCCCGGGCUGGGCCUCAGCUGCCCUUUUCCAUGUGGUUCCGAGUCUGGACUGGGACAUCAUGCGUCCUGGAACCACUGGAGGCUUUGAUGUCCAGAGAGCUAUCUAGAGGUGGCCACCAGCAACCCUGGCACAGGGUCCAGGCUGAGGCCCUGCAGGAGGCUGGGAGUGAGCGGCCUAGCUCUUCAUGGCUGCGACCAGAGCCAAGGACCCCAUGGAGUGGACUGGAGCUGCCUUCCCCGGACAAGCAGUGCUCAGAGGCCUUGUGAAGGCAUCGGGGGGUCAUGAGGAUAAAGUGGCCAUGUGUACAGAGUGAAACAGAGCACUUUACAUUAUAAACGCACUUGCAAAUGGGA
Molecule: messenger RNA, 3219 nt
Organism: Heterocephalus glaber (naked mole-rat)
Lineage: Eukaryota; Metazoa; Chordata; Mammalia; Rodentia; Bathyergidae
Gene: Jmjd7
Product: jumonji domain containing 7
Biological process (GO): glycerophospholipid catabolic process
Cellular component (GO): cytosol
Molecular function (GO): calcium ion binding; calcium-dependent phospholipid binding
Source: RefSeq, a predicted model, not a curated record